This is a messenger RNA of Lodderomyces margitis, 1614 nucleotides long. It is a transcript of the gene AVT1, whose product is annotated as Avt1p. The record is from RefSeq and is a predicted model, not a curated record. The coding region runs from base 1 to 1614 and encodes 537 amino acids. Gene Ontology annotation, biological process: amino acid transmembrane transport. Lineage: Eukaryota; Fungi; Ascomycota; Pichiomycetes; Serinales; Debaryomycetaceae. Gene Ontology annotation, molecular function: amino acid transmembrane transporter activity. Gene Ontology annotation, cellular component: vacuolar membrane. The transcript has a single exon.
AUGUCUUUACCACAACAGCAUUCAUCAGUCAUAAUUCCCAAAGAGCGACGCCGAUCAUUUAUGGAUUAUGGCGGGGUAAACUCUUUUAACAACUUUGCUUCAUCCUUUUCGCGAGCGCAACAGUACAGUGGUUCCUCUAUAAUGGAACAUUUUGAAGAUGGUCGUGCAGGAUCACUUCGACAGUAUUCGUUUCUGGCAUCUAAUUUCCCUGGAGAAGACACACCAAUUUCACCUUUAAAUGAAGAAGCAGUGGUUGACGAUGAAGUAUCGCGAAACGGAGGUUCAGACCGAAUCGAGUAUUUUCAGUUUCCCAACCCCGAUGAGAGCGAAGUAGGCGAUAGCGACAACUACUUGGCUGAUGAACUCACGCCUUUGGCUCCUACGAUAUCGAAGCAAAGUAGCCACAAGUCAUUUAUUUCACGGAUAGGCAGCUCCACUUCACCGCAGACCAUUUUCAAUUCAAUAAACACCUUGGUAGGGAUUGGGCUCUUGUCCAUUCCGUUUGGGUUUAGGUUGAGCGGUUGGAUAAUGGGCGUUUUCAUACUAUUAGGAUCAGCUUUGAGCACAAAUUUGACAGCAAAAUACCUCGGAAGGAUCUUGAAACACCAUCCUCAUUUAUUGACCUAUUCGGAUAUAUCAUUUGCUUAUGGUGGGAAGUUCUUUUCUAUCUUGGUCACAGUAUUCUUUGUGAUGGACUUGAUCGGUGCAGCAUUGACUUUGAUUUUACUAUUCACUGACUGUUUUGUAAUCAUUUGGCCCCAUGUAGUAGGAUUGAAAGUCAUCAUUGUUUCAAUUGUGUUUUUCACUAGUUUGUUACCGUUGAACAUACUUUCCAUAUUUAGCUUAGUGGGGAUAUUAGCCACGAUAGGAAUCAUUGUCGUUGUUGUUGUUUGCGGGUUUAUAAUUGAUAAAUCACCAGGAUCACUUUUGGAAUUUGCACCAACUGCGCUACUUCCGGCUAACGCCACGAGCUUGCUUUUCAGCUUGGGUAUAUUUAUGAUGCCAUGGGGAGGCCAUCCUGUAUUCCCUGAGUUGUAUCGUGAUAUGAGACACCCGCAAAAAUUCAGCCAUGCUAGCAAUAUCUCCUUCCUAGUCACCUUUAUGCUUGAUUUUGCAAUUGGGGCAACUGGCUACUUGAUGUACGGUUUGGAAGUCGAUGACUCAAUCAUCAAAAGUUUAAUGCAAAAUUCAAAUUAUCCUAGUUGGGUCAAUAAAGCAUUGUGUUUAAUUAUGGGAAUCUUACCCAUAAGCAAGCUUCCCUUAGUCACACGGCCAAUUAUUAGCUCUUAUGAAAACAUUUUGCAAAUUUCUCCUCAUUACUAUCAAAAGUCAAGCGCCAACAAAAUUGUUAGAGUUGUCGCAAGAUUUGUGUUUUGUUGCUUGUUGUUGUUGAUUGCUCUUUUAUUCACUUCCUUUGGUAAACUUAUGUCGUUUUUGGGAAGUGCCAUUUGCUACACCGUUUGCUUAACAUUACCAUUACUAUUCUAUUUAAAAUUGAACAAGCCUCAUAUUGGAAUAAUGGAGAGAACUUUGAUAAAAUUUGGCGUUAUCAUUUCGAUAUCGUGUGCUGUGUUGGGUACCUAUGCGUCUAUUGUCGCCGAAACGACAAAAUAG